This is a messenger RNA of Pleurotus ostreatus (oyster mushroom), 1785 nucleotides long. RefSeq lists its product as uncharacterized. The record is from RefSeq and is a predicted model, not a curated record. The coding region runs from base 1 to 1785 and encodes 594 amino acids. Lineage: Eukaryota; Fungi; Basidiomycota; Agaricomycetes; Agaricales; Pleurotaceae. The transcript is spliced from 9 exons.
AUGCUGUCGAGACGGUAUAUCCAUGACGACAAACCUUCAGAAGAUGCCAAGAAACUUGUUGGCCGUGUUGAUCCAAACAGUCAACGGUGUCUCAUCGAGAACCGCCAAGAUCUCGCUGUCGAGCAUUGUUACCUCCUUCCAACAUAUCUGUUGCGGAAUGAACGAAUCGUAGAAAUGUCGUCUCUGGAGUGGUUCUGGGGGAUGAAGCACGGCUCCCUGAACCUUGAUACCAGGUACAACGUCUUUCCAAUCAGUUCUUCGCUCCUCCGUCUAUAUGAAGAGAAUAAGUGGGGGUUACUCCCAUCAGAUGACAUUGUUCAUCACUAUGCCCGAGGACUUAGUCUUGGUUUUGCAAGCCGGCCUAAGGGAGACACUGUACAAAAUGGCGUCUUCACAUAUAGAUUCCUUCCACUUUCCAAGGCCAUUGAGUCUAUGGGCAUUCUACACCAGCAUGAUCAUCCGACCCCUCAUCCUCCUACACCAAGUAGCUUUAUCACAUCCGUCCAUCCAUUCUCAGAGCUUCAGAACCUCGAGUCGCACCUUCAUCCCAAGUUCGCAAUCGCUGCCCUUGGUUAUAAACUGGGUUUGGUCGAUCAGAAUCGACGCAAAGAGCUCCUCCUUCAUUGGCCCAUCCUUUGGACAUUGAUGUCCGUUCAUCGUGCUUGGAUGGUAUCCGUUCCGGUGGUUGCCUGCGAUCACGAAUCCUUCGCGUCUCUUUCAGAGUCUAGAAGCACGUCAGACUCAGGCUAUGGCGGCGGAAUCAGCGAAGGUACUAUCCCGAUACGCCCACGUCCAAGGGUAUCUGCAAAACGGGAAAGGUCUGCCAGCCUUGAUGAGCUGUCCAUGUCUUCACAGAAGCGCGCUCGACUUUCUGCUCAUGCUUUGUUAUGUCACGACCGACGCAGUGACAGAAGUGGAUGGACCCGGAAGAGAAUAUCUGAUUGGGCUGCAUCGUCCGCGUAUCAGUGCAUGUGUGACACGUUUGGCAUCGAGGAUAGAUUUGACCCACCCAUCCUCGUAUCAACCAUUCAUGAGCCAGCAAAAGACCCCAGAAUCCCGCCUUGGGUGCCCUCACGGGGCACUAAAAUCAGAGUUGACUCUGUUGAUCCCAAUCAAGGCCGCUGCCUCAUCGAAAACUGCCUAAAGUUUCGGGAGGUUGAAUACUGCCAUGUUAUACCACGAAGCUUUACAAAGUUCACCGACAAUAUGACAAAUCUUGAGUGGUACUGGGGGCUGAGACAUUCAACCCUGGACCUGGAUACGAGGCGUAAUAUUUUGCUCGCUGGAUCUUCUCUGCACGGCCUUCAUGACAAUCACCGUUGGGGGUUGCUGCCACCCGACGAUAUAAUCAACAAGUAUGCGAACAACAUUGACGAAGAGGAGCACUAUCAAAGGGGGUCUGUUGAAGUCCCCGACGGGGUCUUCUCAUACCGACUCAUCCCGCUUCAUCCAGGCAUGGAAACCAUUGGCAUUCACCGCCAGCUGGGACACGAGCCCGACAACCUUACUUUCACAACACAUGUAUUUCCGUUCGACCAGCUGCCACCCCUUCAAUGCCAUAUCCACCCAAAAUUUGCAAUCUACGAGUUUGGCUCAAAACUCGUCGGGCUCGCCGCUGAGAUGCGGGCUGAGCUUUUCGAACGUUGGCCAAUUCUUGACAAAAUUGCCCUUAUCUACAGGGCGUGGGACGCGCCCCCGACAGAGGAUAUUUCAAAAUGGCUGAUGGACAUCCCGGACUCAAAAGGUGACUCCAGUGACGAUGAUGAAUAUCCCCCACAAGUGUAA